This is a messenger RNA of Rhineura floridana, 2589 nucleotides long. RefSeq names its product vomeronasal type-2 receptor 26-like. NCBI's taxonomy places the organism in Eukaryota, Metazoa, Chordata, Lepidosauria, Squamata, Rhineuridae. Gene Ontology annotation, molecular function: G protein-coupled receptor activity. Gene Ontology annotation, cellular component: membrane. The record is from RefSeq and is a predicted model, not a curated record. Bases 1 to 2589 code for a protein of 862 amino acids. Gene Ontology annotation, biological process: G protein-coupled receptor signaling pathway. The transcript is spliced from 6 exons.
AUGGUGCUGCUGCUGCUGCUGCUGUUGCUGCUGCAAGUGCCUUCUGCAGACUGUGGGAUGCUGAAGGCAAAAUGCUCUUUGACUCUGGAGAGGGAUCAAGUAGAUCUGUUCAAUCAUUACAGGCCAGGAGACCACCUCAUCGGUGGAGUCAUCUCUGCCACAAGUGCUUUGCUUCAUCCACACCUCUUCAACAAGCCUCCCUCUACCAGCUUGAAUGGGAAGUCAUUUUAUGGGAAAAGAAGCACAGAUUACUGGCAGUCCCUCUCCUUCUUCUUUGCCAUUCAGGAGAUCAACCAAAACCCCAGGCUCUUACCUAACAUCACCCUGGGCUACAGCAUCCAUGACAACUUUUUUAAAGAAAGGUUGACAUAUGAUGCUUUGUUAGACCUGCUGUCUCCUGGGGAGGCAAAUGUGCCAAACUACAGCUGUGGAGGACGGAAUAAUUUACUGGCUAUUCUUGAAGGGUCUGACUCUCAAAACUCCAUCCAGAUUUCAAGCUUAUUGGGCAUCUAUAAAAUCCCUCAGGUCAGUUAUGCUUCCGUCUCUCCUGUUCUGAGUGAUAAGACCCAGUUCCCUUUUUUCUACCGGAUGGUCCCCAAAGAAGAAGCCCAGUACCCAGGGAUUGUCAAGCUGCUCCUGCACUUCAGAUGGACGUUUGUUGGUCUCCUUGCUUUUGACACUGACAAUGGAGAGAGGUUCAUGAAGACCAUGCCACCUGUACUCCGCAGGAGUGGCAUUUGUGUUGCCUUCUCACAAAGCUUCCGACGACCGAAUACAAAUCAAAUAUGGCUCAAUCCUCUUCCAUUCCUCAAGUGGAGACAUGUCCAUGUAUUUGUUUACUAUACAGAGACUGAUAUUGUCUCAAUGGGAAUACUUAUUCUACAAUUAAUAUUUGACAGGUACAUCAACCCCACUGAAGGGAAAGUCUUGAUCACAACAGCUAUAUGGGACAUCUCCUUGGACUUAAUGUACAAUCCCUUAUAUUUCCAAUACUUCCAUGGUAUUUUUUCCUUCUUUAUCGAGAGAAAAAAAAGGACAACCUAUGACGAUUUUCUGCCCUUCUUCUCUGUUAUUGAGCAGUUUGGGGAGAAAUCUUUUAAUUGCUCAUAUAUCAAGCAUGUGUUGUCAGUGAAAGGCCGGACAAGAUGCAGAGAGAGAGACAAUCUGGAGAUGCUGACUCAAGACAAUCUGGAAAGAAUCCUUUCUCUAGACAGCUACAGGAUUUACAACACUGUCCAAGCCAUGGCAUGGGCCUUAGUCAUCGCUUAUUCAUCUAGAACUAAAUGGAGGGGGGAGGACAAGCUAAAUGUUCAAAGGCUACAGCCAUGGGAGCUCCACCCUUUCCUGAGAAGCCCCCAGUUUUACAAUUUUUCCACCAGCAGCAUGUAUUUGGGUGAGAAUGGGGAACUGGCAGCCAACUUGGAUGUUGUGAACUGGGUGGUGUUUCCCAAUAACUCCGUCCUUUGGGUGAAGUUUGGCAAUAUCAACAGGCAAGGAUCCCCAAGCCCACAGCUCACCAUUGAUCAGGACGCCAUUGUGUGGCCCAAAUGGCUCAACCAGACCUUGCCUCCUUCCAGGUGUGUGGAAAGCUGCCACCCUGGAUUCAACAAGGUGGUUCGGGAAGGAAAUCCAAUUUGCUGCUAUGACUGCAUUCCCUGCGCGGAAGGGACCAUCUCCACUCUGGAAGAUGCAGAGCACUGUAUGAAAUGCCCAGAAGAUCAAUAUCCAAACAAGGCCCAAGAUCGAUGUGUCCUCAAGAUUAUCACCUUCCUGGCUUAUGAAGAACUUUUGGGGAUCCUCCUGGCUUCCUUUGCCCUAUUUUUGUCUUUGAUAACUGGCUUUAUGUCAGGAAUUUUCGUUAAAUUCCUGAAAACUCCAAUAGUCAAAGCUAACAACCAGGACCUUUCCUUCAUCCUCCUCAUUUCCCUGCUGCUUUCCUUUUUGUCUUCUUUCCUGUUCAUUGGUCGGCCAAGAAAAGUGACCUGCCUUCUCCGACAAACUGUCUUCAGCGUUAUCUUCUCAGUUGCUGUCUCUUCUGUGUUGGCAAAAACCAUCACUGUGGUGCUGGCCUUUCUAGCUACAAAGCCUGGGAACAGGGUGAGGAAAUGGCUGGGGAGGAGUCUGGCCAACUCCAUUGUCAUUUCCUGUUCCAGUGCCCAAGUUGUCAUCUGCACCAUGUGGCUGGGGACCCAUCCCCCAUUCCCAGAGUCAGACAUGCAUUCCCAACCUGGAGAGAUCAUCCUGCAAUGCAAUGAAGGGUCUGUCACCAUGUUUUAUGGUGCCCUCAGUUACAUGGGCUUCCUGGCUGCCAUCUGCUUCACAGUGGCUUUCCUAGCCAGGAAGCUGCCUGGGGCCUUCAAUGAAGCCAAGCUGAUUACCUUCAGCAUGCUGGUCUUCUGCAGUGUUUGGGUCUCCUUUGUGCCCACCUACUUGAGCACAAAGGGGAAAUACAUGGUAGCCGUGCAGGUCUUCUCCAUCUUGGCCUCCAAUGCUGGGCUUCUGGGCUGCAUCUUCAUUCCGAAGUGCUACAUUAUUUUACUCAGGCCAGAUCUGAAUACAAAGGAGCACCUGACCACCAAGCAAAAGUAG